Molecule: messenger RNA, 1645 nt
Organism: Notolabrus celidotus (New Zealand spotty)
Lineage: Eukaryota; Metazoa; Chordata; Actinopteri; Labriformes; Labridae
Product: transmembrane protein 163-like
Exons: 10
Coding region: 310-1179 (289 amino acids)
Cellular component (GO): synaptic vesicle membrane
Molecular function (GO): zinc ion binding
Source: RefSeq, a predicted model, not a curated record
CUGCCAUGUGCCAGUGACUCCUUUGUGGAAAUGUUUGUACCAUGUUGUUUUGAACUAUUACCUGGAGUGGAUGCAUUACUGAUGAGAUCUGGAGGUCUGCAGCCAAAGAGCUCUCACAGUUUGUGAGUGCAAAACCAGCGGAUUAGCUCUCCGCCUUCAGCGAGAGAAACCAAUGACCGAAAGUCGAUACCGGUGGCUUAUUGGACGCGCUGGAUGGCUACUGCACUCAGCGAACCGGCGUGAAUCUCUCUAUCAUCAUCAUCUUUCUCUGCCUCUGAGCCUACAAACAAACCAGCAACUGCAGCAACAAUGACAGACCCGGCGACCCAGGAGUCCUACCCUGUCCCAGACCCGACUAUUGUGGAUCCCUGCCCGGCCACAGUGCGGAACGGCCAGUGCGCCCCGGAUGGAUUCACUAACAACCACCACCAGCAAGCCAAAACCCCCAGCCAGCCCGAGGCUCUAAACACGAGCCAGGAGAUGAAAAUCACAGACAGUGUGGAGGGAGAAGGUCUUCUCGAAAGCAGCAUGCGCCUGAAACCUCACGAGGCUCAGAGCUACAGGAAGAAGGCUCUCUGGGUGUCCUGGGUCUCCAUCGUGAUCACACUCAUACUGGCUGUGGCAGCUUUCACUGUAUCAUUCAUGAGACACAGCGCAUCCGCCUUUGGAUUUGCCUUCGAUGCCACGCUGGAUGUCAUGUCAUCAUGCAUUGUCAUCUGGCGCUACAGCAAUGCAGCAGCUGUGCACUCUGCACACAGAGAGUAUAUAGCAUGUGUAGUUCUUGGGAUUGUGUUUGUUCUCUCCUCCCUGUGCAUCCUGGGAAAGGCCAUCCAUAACCUGGUAAUGGGAUUGCCUCCACAAGUGGAUGACUUCCUGUACAGUGUGUCUAUAGUGAGCGGGUUCAUAUGUUCUCUGCUGGCUGUGGCCAAGUUCUGGUUGGGGAGAGUGCUAACUAGCCGCGCUCUUAUCACUGACGGGUUUAACUCUCUGGUCGGUGCUGUCAUGGGAUUUUCCAUUCUGAUCAGUGCUGAAGUCUUCAAACACGAUGAUGACGUUUGGUUUCUGGAUGGAACCAUUGGGGUUCUUAUCGGGCUCAUCAUUUUGGCAUACGGCGUCAAACUCCUGAGAGAUAUGGUUCCCCGGGUGAGGCAGACGAGGAACUACGAGCGUUUUGAGUGAGGGGCUCAAAGCGGGUUCACGCGCACAUCCACACACCUGGCUGCCUCCUACUCUUUGCCCUCCUUCUCUCUUUCGUUCAUGCACACUUUAAAACACAUUUCCCCUGCACAUGCAGAACAAACAGACUCUCAUUACCUUUGUUCUUCUACAUGUGCUGUAUAUAAUGUACAUAGUACAUGCAUACAUUCAGACAGAAACAAACACAUAUAUUUAAGAGACUCUAAGAGGAACGAAUAUGUUUGAAGAGCACCACUUGGAAAGAAAACACGUUCACUUUUUGUCCCUGAAUCCACCAGUUUUAAAAAUUACACCAAGAGUAAGGAGAGAACCUAAACACUGAGACUACUGCAGACCAACAGGAGCCAGGGCAUUCAGUAGCUGCUUCUUUGAAAAUAAUAAAAUGUAUCAAAGAAUGUAACUUUUACUUGAAUUAGACCUUCACAAUAAAGAAAUAUGUUUUCUUGUA